Messenger RNA from Suillus subaureus, 618 nucleotides. RefSeq lists its product as uncharacterized. The record is from RefSeq and is a predicted model, not a curated record. The transcript has 3 exons. NCBI's taxonomy places the organism in Eukaryota, Fungi, Basidiomycota, Agaricomycetes, Boletales, Suillaceae. The coding region runs from base 1 to 618 and encodes 205 amino acids.
AUGAUAAGAUCUGAGAUUUCCAAGGAAGACGCGUUGCACGUGUGGUUUUCGUCGUGCAUCACAUCGUUUUUGUCGUGCACCUGGACGGUAUCGUUAUCACUCCUGUUGUUGUCGUCGUCUAUUGUAUCGUUCUGUGUCGUUCUCGUUGUGCAUCGUAUCGUUUUCAUUGGCAUUGUCCCAAUGCAAGGUGAUGGAGUAAACCAACUGCCGGCAAGUAGACGUUGGCUUCAAGCCCACUGCGCUCUCAUAAAAAGUGGGUCUGGUAAAGUAGAAAGUUCGCAGGUCAGACGGAGAAAGGGUGCUCAUCCACCAGUCAAGUCUGCACCAUAUCCUGGACCAGAUGCAGCUCAGGACCAGCUUGAUGGGCAAGUCGAGUUUCCAGAUGAUCCUCUCGAGGAUGUUGAUCAUCAUGACUAUGAGCUUGGGGACUUGGACCACCAUGAGACCCAAUCCACUGGACAUACACCCCCACCUGAUGAACCCAAUACACCCCUGCCCAAUGAACCCAAUACACCUCCACCUGAUGAACCCAAUACACCCCUGCCCAACGAACCCAAUACACCUCCACCUGAUGAACCCAAUACACCCUGCCAACGAACCCAAUACACCUCCACCUGA